AUGGCUCUGGAAAUAAAACGUGUUUGGAGCAGAUUUAAACCACAGAGUUUGUUCACUUUGAGUUUAGCUGAAGAGAAAAAGCUUCAGUGGAUCCCAGGGGUGGAUCACCACGGCAACGGUGAGAUCUGCGGCUUUAAGGUGCACAAUGGGCCGUCCGGGUCUGGGUCGGUCCAGUUUGAGGCGGUGGUUUUGGACCGGUCCACUGGAGAGGGUCUGGUCCGGUCCAAAGAGCCUCUGGACUGUGAGAGCCAACGCGAGCACAGCUUCACCAUCCAGGCCUACGACUGCGGCGAGGGGCCCGACGGAGUCAACAGCAAGAAGUCACACAAGGCGACGGUGCACGUGCGCGUGAAUGACGUGAACGAGUUCUCGCCGGUGUUUGUGGAGCGGCGUUACGAGGCGUCUGUCCCUGAAGGGCGUCUGUUCGAGCGGAUCGUGCGAGUCGAGGCCCUGGACGCCGACUGCUCCCCUCAGUACAGCCAGAUCUGCUUCUAUGACAUCAUCACUCCCAAUGUGCCCUUCGCCAUCGACAACGACGGUAACAUUAAAAACACGGAGCCGUUGGACUCUAAGCGUCAGCGCGUUCACACGUUCUGGGUGAUGGCGUUCGACUGUGGAAAGAACCGAGCUCAGGCCGACGCCCAGGUGGUCGUCACGGUGAAGCCGUCGUGUAAACCCGGAUGGAUCGGCUGGACUAAACGUGUGGAGUACACUCCUGGCUCUGGGAGCGUCCCUCUUUUUCCCAGCCUGCACUUGGAGACCUGUGAGGAGACGGUUUGGAACAUCCAGGCCACCGUAGAGCUGCAGACGGGACACAUCGGGAAGGGCUGCGACCGCGACAGUUACUCCGAUCGAUCGGUGCGGCGCCUGUGCGGUGCUGUCCGGGGGGAGGUGGACCUGUUGCCUCCUCCGUCUCCUGCCGCUAACUGGACCUCGUCUCUUCCCACUCUGCCGUCGUCCGACUCUUCUCUGGUUUUCUCGUUUAACGGGUCGAACCACGUGGCCGUGGUCCCGGACUCGGUGGUGACGGGUCUGUCCGGAGACCACUUCACUCUGCAGCUGUGGAUGAGACGAGGAGGAGCCAACGUCCAGACGAGCGCCUCCCAAACCCGAGGGAACCGCAGGGAGGAGGAGAUCAUCGUGUGCAGCACUGUCAAGAACGACGACUCGUUCUCGCACUACUCUCUGUCCGUCCACGGCUGCAGACUCUCGCUCUUCUAUUGGCCCGACGUGUCUGCGGCUCGUCCCGUCAAGUUCCUCUGGAAACUGGAGCAGGUGUGCGACAGCGAGUGGCACCACCUCUCCCUCAGCGUGCAGUUUCCCUCCGUGACCUUGUACGUGGACGGUGUGACCUUUGACCCCGCCCUGAUCCACGACAACGGCGCCAUCCCGAACCCCGCCCCCAGACAGAGGAUGUUCAUCGGAGCGUGCUGGGAGCCAGAGGAGGAGCCACGUGAGAUCGUCAACAACACCAUCCCAGAGGUGAAGUACGUGGGCGGUUACCACGGGCUGUUGUCGGGGGUGACGGUGCGUCCUGGCAGUGUGGAACCUCACAGUGUGGUGGAGUGUCUGUACGCCUGCAGGGAGGGGCUGGACUUUGGAGACCUGGAGACUCUGGGCUCCGGGAUGAAGGUCCACGUGAACCCGAGUCAGUCUGUUCUGGUUCUGGAGGGAGACGACAUCGAGAGUUUUAAUCGAGCUGUGCAGCAGGUCACGUACAGGAACUCACUGAGGUUCGCCACGCCUGGAGUCCGGCCCCUCAAACUCACCACCUCGCUCAGAUGUUUUAACGAGGAGAGCUGCCUGUCCCUGAAGCAGCUGGAGGGAUACCUGGUGGUGCUUCAGCCGGAUGCCCCGCAGAUCUCUCUGUCGGGGGUCGGACCUCACCUGGCCCGCCCCGCCCCUGAGUUCGAGAGCCCGCGCGGAGUACCUCUUUUCCCCGAGCUGAGGAUCGUGUGCUCGCUCUCUCACGCCGUCAACACAGCGGCGCAGGGGAUGGAGGGCGGAGCGCUCAUGUCGGACGCCGUGGCUCACACUCUGGAUGGCUGUGAGGUACAACCUUUGGGGGAGGAGCUAAACGCGGAGAGGGAGGAGCUUCUGGUGGACAUGGACGUGGUGCGAGAGCGAGGUCUGGAGAUCAUCAACACCACAGCGUACAUCGCCAUCACAGGAGCUGAGUCCAUCUCCGUGUACGAGGACGUCCUCCGCUCCGUUCGCUAUCGUCUGGCCAAAGGCUCCGCCCGCUUUGAGAGGCGCUUCAGAUUGUCCUGCUCCGAGAUGAACGGACGAUACACGAGCAACGAACUGACUCUGGAGGUGAACUUCCUCCACUCUCUGGACAGUCUGUACCACCCGUCCCACCUCCUGGCGUCGCAGCAGCAGUUCCUCCACCCGUCGCAUCACUCCGGAGAGCUGAGCGGACACACUUUACCCAACCCUCACCGCAACUCAGUGGUCCCCGGCGCGGCCACUGUCAUCAUCAUGGUGUGCGUGGGCUUCCUGGUCGUCAUGGUGAUCCUGGGAGUUUUCCGGAUCCGCUCCAUCCAUCGCCGCGGUGAAGGCGGCAGAGGCGGAGCUAAAGAGGGAACCAACCAAUGGGACGACUCCGCUCUCACCAUCAUCGUCAACCCCAUGGAGUCGUACGAGUCUCGCAUGGGGAUGUCCGCGGACACGGAGGGCGAGGGCGAGGAGGAAGAGGAGGCGCCCGAGUCUCCGGACGACGCCAGCGACGAUCAGAGAAUCAUCAUCAAGAAGGAGGGCAGAGACAGCAACGCGCGCCGCUACUAAGACCACUCUGUAUUUAUCUGCACCAGUUACCAUGGAAACCACAUACCGGCUUAACCACACACUCAAACACAGAGGCGAGGU
Molecule: messenger RNA, 2868 nt
Organism: Periophthalmus magnuspinnatus
Lineage: Eukaryota; Metazoa; Chordata; Actinopteri; Gobiiformes; Gobiidae
Gene: clstn3
Product: calsyntenin 3
Exons: 18
Coding region: 1-2787 (928 amino acids)
Biological process (GO): positive regulation of synaptic transmission; positive regulation of synapse assembly; homophilic cell-cell adhesion
Cellular component (GO): postsynaptic membrane; cell surface
Molecular function (GO): kinesin binding; X11-like protein binding; amyloid-beta binding
Source: RefSeq, a predicted model, not a curated record